Rhinolophus ferrumequinum (greater horseshoe bat) is the source of this 4713-nucleotide messenger RNA. It is a transcript of the gene LCLAT1, whose product is annotated as lysocardiolipin acyltransferase 1. Gene Ontology annotation, molecular function: acyltransferase activity. Gene Ontology annotation, cellular component: endomembrane system. The record is from RefSeq and is a predicted model, not a curated record. The transcript is spliced from 6 exons. NCBI's taxonomy places the organism in Eukaryota, Metazoa, Chordata, Mammalia, Chiroptera, Rhinolophidae. The coding region runs from base 184 to 1314 and encodes 376 amino acids.
AGCUUGUCGGAACGCAUUACUAGGGCGACGGGCCGGACGCCUCCCCGCUUUGGGAUGAAUUAGCGGCGGGUUCAUCUCGGAGGUUGUGACCCCCACGGAUUCCCCAGCUCGCGCACGCGCACCCGUACGGUGUCGCGUGUCGUUCCUGCUGGUCACAGGUGGGAGACUGGAACUGCCAGAAUCAUGGUGUCAUGGAAAGGGAUUUACUUUAUACUCAGUCUGUUUUGGGGCAGCUUUUUUGGAAGCAUUUUCAUGAUGGGUCCCUUUUUACCUUUGAUGUUUGUAAACCCAUCUUGGUAUCGCUGGAUCAACAACCGCCUUGUGGCAACCUGGCUCACGUUUCCUGUGGCAAUGCUGGAGACCAUGUUUGGUGUAAAAGUGCUUAUAACAGGUGAUGCAUUUGUUCCUGGAGAGAGAAGUGUCAUUAUCAUGAAUCAUCGCACAAGAAUGGACUGGAUGUUCCUCUGGAAUUGUCUGAUGAGAUAUAGCUACCUCAGGUUGGAGAAAAUCUGCCUCAAAGCCAGUCUCAAAAGCGUUCCCGGAUUCGGUUGGGCCAUGCAGGCUGCUGCCUAUGUCUUCAUUCAUAGGAAAUGGAAGGACGACAAGAGCCAUUUUGAAGACAUGAUUGAUUAUUUUUGUGAUAUUCGUGAACCACUUCAGCUCCUCAUAUUCCCAGAAGGGACUGAUCUCACAGAAAACAGCAAGGCUCGGAGUAAUGAUUUUGCUGAAAAGAAUGGACUUCAGAAAUAUGAAUAUGUCUUACAUCCAAGAACUACAGGCUUUACUUUUGUAGUAGACCGUCUAAGAGAAGGUAAGAACCUUGAUGCCAUCCACGACAUCACGGUGGCAUACCCUCACAACAUUCCUCAGACCGAGAGGCACCUCCUCCAAGGCGACUUCCCCAAGGAGAUCCACUUCCACGUCCGCCGAUACCCGAUAGACACCCUCCCCGCGUCCAAGGAGGACCUCCAGCUCUGGUGCCACAAGCGCUGGGAGGAGAAGGAAGAACGGCUACGCUCCUUCUAUCAGGGGGGGAGGAAUUUUUCCUUCACUGGACAGAGUGUAAUUCCACCUUGCAAGUCUGAGCUCAGGGUCCUGGUGGUCAAGCUGCUCUCUAUGCUCUACUGGACCCUGUUCAGCCCUGCAAUGUGCCUGCUCAUAUACUCGUACAGCCUUGUUCGCUGGUAUUUUAUAAUCACCAUUGUCAUCCUAGUACUGCAGGAGAGAAUAUUUGGUGGACUGGAGAUCAUCGAACUUGCAUGUUACCGUUUUUUACACAAACAGCCACAUUUGAAUGCAAAGAAAAAUGAGUAAGAUUGUAAGAUUCACCGUGUAACGACCUAGGGAAUACUUUAGAAAUGUUGUAAGCCUUUGUAAACAGAUGCGUUUUUGCAUGACCUUGUCAGAUAUUUCUUACUAUCAUCAUUAUUCAUCAAAGAUAUUUCACACUUAGUUUUGUGGGAAAAUAUGGCUACACACAAUUUUUUUUUAAAAUCUCCGAAUGUAAUUUCAAUACACAUAGCAGGGAGCUAUCGCUGUGAAAUAACUCGGGACAGAGACAGAGUCCUCUUAAAUGAUCACCAGGCUAUUCGCAGACAAUGUACACACAAGAUUUUCUCCAAGGCCCAAUCCUGUUUCCUAACAAGAGGCGGAUCUGGGGCCCCUGAGCGAGCGCUGGCCCAGAUCAAGUGCUGGCGCUGGACUGUGGGCGAGGGCCUCCCUCCCAAACGCCUUUCUAUGCCAGUCAAACCAUCGCAUCCUUCCUUAAGACCAGAAACCAGAAAUCUCUCGUCCUUAAACUGACCAAACAUUUUGAUAGGAAGUCCUUCAUUAUUCAUAAAAUCUUGGCUUUUUGCCUUGUGCCAACCUAGGCGUCAGAAGACCACCUGUGCCCUUUUUUCACGUGGAAAAUAAGACCUGGACGUGUCUCAGGUAGCAACUGCAGGCUCUCCACUUAGAAACCUUAGUUUGAAUUUUUAAAGAUAGGAAUUACUACAGUUUAUUCCUUCAUUGCUACUUAAUCUUGCAUGCUCAGUACUGGUUUCUUUCCAGCUUGUGGGCAGGUAUAGCCUUUUCUACGUGAAAAACAGUAAAAAGUCACUUUUUUAAAGGAAAGCGUAGAACCUUCUGUUACUGCAGUCAGAAACUCUCUUGAAGUUACAUCUUUUGAAGUAUUUCUUUAAAACCCGCCCCAAAAAGGAAGGUUAGUGUACUUUCUACGUGAACAUGGGUCUCUAACUUCUGCCAUUAAAACAAUAACAACAAACAGGGCAGUAGUGGUUUAUCCCAAAUUAUUUAACCAGUGUAGCCUUGACAAAUUUUACUCUUAAAACCAAAACAACACCAAAAUGAAUUCAUUUUUUAAUGAUAGCAAGGGGCGGGGGGGGGGGGGGGCGCUCUCCUUUUUAGUCCAGUCUUCCUCUUUCAACAGUAAAAUUUAAACCCAUUUUUGACCAAUUGUUGGCCUAAAUAUUCCUGUCAUUUAAAGUCAGUGGAAAAUCCAGCACACCAACACUAACCUCCUUCUGAGGCCUGAAACGUGUGUGGUCACUGUUUCCACGUUCCCGAAGCUGGGCACUACUGUGCUGUGUGGUGAGGAUUCUGGUCAGAGCAGCAGGAAGCGUGAGGCAGUGACAAGUCUGGAGCUGCUGGCAAAUCUGUCAGCUUUCCUCCUGCUUUGACCCAGCCUCAGAAGCUAUUGUUUUAUGUACUCUUUGGGCAUGAAGACCUUCUCUUUAAUUACAUCUCAUUUUGGCUCCACAGUGACUUUGACCCAACAAUGGAAACGUGCAUUGCUGUGGCAGGUAGGCAGGGCGGGAGCUGAGCUUACCAGGCGGCUUCUUUUAGCGGAACUGGUUGCGGCAGACCGAUGUUGACACACAGCUCUGUUUGGGAGAGUAGCAGCAGUGCCUCUGCGGAAAAGCACCAACCUAUAUUUAACUGCUCCCUCAAGGCUGCUUUUAAUCCUGCCAGGAGCUACUAAUUAGCCAUUAUGUACAUCUGUUGCAAACCCAGCUGUAUAAGGAUAGUUUUUAAGGGUUUUUUUGCUGCUGUUGUUUUCUUAAUAAAGGAGGUUUCUAAUUUAGGUUUCUCUCCGACUUCCUUUGGUUAUAUUUGGAAACACAGAAAUAGUUUAACAGUCAGGAUUGCAUUUGUCCUGGGCAAAAGAGAAAAGCUGAGUUUCCACCCACCUCAGGUGUUUAUACUGUAGCUCCUCUGCCCUUCCUCCAACUUCUCAGAGCUCUUGUUCUUCAAGGUAUAACAUGUCCUCUUUAACCUUCUGAAACUUGUGAAAGGGGAAGUCUUUUUUUCUUUCUUUUUGAAAAAUGUUUUCUUUUGAUCAUACAAAAAUAGAUUUAAGAUAAAGUGGAAACUUUUUUUUACCUACCCCAAAUUCAUAAGCACUAAAACUGGGAAAUACAGACAUUACACUUUUAAGAAUUAGAAAUGAUAACUUCAGAAAGAAAAAAAGUUGCUUAUUUGUGUUUUCUUACACAUUGAUAUUUUUCUCUUAUUUAAAAAAAUAUAUUAAAUAUACAGUUAAUGACCUGGAACUUAGAACUAUCUAUGGUUGCUAUCGGAAUGUCAGGUAGAAACUAAUUCCACUAUAGUAUUGGGAUUGGACUCAGGACUGAUCCCUCCACACCUUCCCACGGGGUCACUGGACUCGAGUGGCUGCUAGACACACACUUAAUGCCCUUUCAGCCCUUUGAAGGUAAACAUCAUGGACUUGAAAAUGUUUACGGGGCUGUAUGUCCAAUGGUUAAACCUUUACCAUUCAGAUGCAUUUUAAAUAAAGCGAGUGUGGUUUAUACACGACAUGCGCCAUCCUACUGACAAUGGGACCCACAAGGAAAGGCGAUGAAUGAUUAGCUCGUAAGUUCUUCCGCCAGACAUCUGUGAUGAAACGAGCCGAAGUGAUUGUGAAAUUCAGUAGAAGAACAUGGUAAGAGACUAAAAGAAAAAAUAAAUGUUAGACCAAGCCCAGAAGUUAAAACUCCUAAUAAAACUUUUCCUUGUUUGUUAUACCAUUAAAACAGAUUAGGGGGAAAUGACAGCUUCCACAGCACCAGUCAGAAACCCUACAGGGGAGCCAAAUAUACGUACGUUCUGCCGAAAGGGGGAGACAUUCCCAUUUCACCUGGACUUCAAACUCUGGCCCCCACCACCACGCCCUGUGCACUUUUACAAUAGAGACUAAUGGAGGGAGCCUGUUGGUAUUGUUUACAUUUCUUUAUAUAAAUAAUGUGCUUUCAGUGCCUUAGUUACGGGUCCCUUUCUUUUUCUUGUUCCACAAAUCCUGGAAUGCGUUUCUUAGGUAAAAGUGUCUUUUUGCUACUCACUGGGAGUGGUUUCUAAGCCACUGGUCAUUGUGGUAAACAUUACUUUGUGAUGUCAUCAGGAGAAGAGAGCUUGAUGCUGAGACAGCGGUUGCCUUAGACCUAUUAUUUAUGCUGUAGAGAACGAAAACGGUCUCGUCACAUGCUGAGCUUCAGAUUAGAUAUGGCCCUAAAGUUGUCUUGUACUGACCUUACAUUUUUAUUUCAGAUGAGAAUCUUGGUUUUGGUAAUUUAUUUUUUAAAAAUCAUUAUGUGCAAAACACCAAGUUUUAAAAAUAACUCACAGAAUGGCCUUAGUUUUCAGUGUCCACUGGUAUGUACGUGAGUUGUGUUACCUGUAAUAUAGAUCCCAGAAUAAAGUGGAGUGAAUUAA